Messenger RNA from Myzus persicae (green peach aphid), 3591 nucleotides. Its product is annotated as putative transcription factor SOX-15. Gene Ontology annotation, biological process: cell differentiation; anatomical structure morphogenesis; regulation of DNA-templated transcription. Bases 606 to 3239 code for a protein of 877 amino acids. The transcript has 4 exons. Gene Ontology annotation, molecular function: DNA-binding transcription factor activity, RNA polymerase II-specific; RNA polymerase II cis-regulatory region sequence-specific DNA binding. NCBI's taxonomy places the organism in Eukaryota, Metazoa, Arthropoda, Insecta, Hemiptera, Aphididae. The record is from RefSeq and is a predicted model, not a curated record.
ACGCAUAGGUGCCGGUUAUCCCCUAUGGCCGUCCUGCGCACACCGCGCGACGGCCGAAACCGAUUCAGUACGCCAUAACUCGUCCGGCUGUUCAAGUGGUUCGCUCUCGUGCGCGCUAACGAAAACGCACACACGUCGAAUCUGCUCACCCGCGCACACGAAACGUCGUUCGGUCGUCGGUUUUUAAAAUUUUUUUGUCCGUUCGUUUCGGAGCUUCACUAUCGAAGAAAAAGUGUAUAAAAACAUCAAAAGACGUCGCAUCGCCAACGACUCGUCGGGCGAAAAUUCGCAAGUGCGCAAGUUUGCUCUCGAUUGCGAUUGGAUAGACGUAGAUAGUAAAUUUUUUUUUCAACCGAAUUUCGUAGUGUCUUCGCUGUUUGUUCGUUUCGGAAGAUAAUAAUAUCGAUAUCGUCAGUACUUCUACCUCAUAAGUUCAUCAGAAGCCGGGAGCAUAUACCCAAUACCGUUCCCGCGGUUUUCCUUCAAUCGUCGGGUCGUCUUCGAUUUCGAUUCGCGAGGUUUUUCUUUUUGGUUUUUUCUCAACGUUUUCGCGUAAGACAUGUCGUUGACAUGACCGCGUUCCCACCAGGUUGCCGCCAAGUACAAUGUCUUCUUCGUCUGGUGUCGCCGAUCCCGAACCGGACACUAUGAUACAGGACAACGUCGCCGCGGCGUACGCGCCGUCCGGUUACUCGAUAACCGAAGAUUUUAAGUUACAAACCCAUGGUUUGGACUCUCCGCACCACCAGGGGUUGUACGGGGGUUUAGGUCACUCACCCACUUCCGGUUCGCCUUGCUCUGUGUACGCAUACCAACCGUACCAUCGAAACUACGGCGCCGGCCAGUUCCAUCAGUCAACGGCCGCCGAAAUCCAACAGCAGCAGCAGCAGAUACCAGUGACCCAAAUGGUGGUACCACCUUCGCUAUCGGCGCAAAAGUCUUCGGACGACGCGGCAGCGGCUUGUUGGCUGCAGCAUAAUGGCGGUGGAUCGGCUUUCGAACACCACCUGCACCACCAACAACAGCUGUCAUCAGCUUACCAGUCGCACCACCAGCAGCGGCAACAAGAUAACAACGGCAUGACUGGAGGCAGUCAACAGCAGCAGCAGCAGCAACAACAGACGGCCAAGAUGACACAGCAACAGCAACAGAAGGCUGUCAAGGAGCAACGAAUCCGGAGACCCAUGAACGCGUUCAUGGUAUGGGCGAAGGUGGAGCGAAAAAAAUUGGCUGACGAAAAUCCCGACUUGCACAACGCUGACCUCAGCAAGAUGCUCGGAAAAAAAUGGCGAAGUCUGACGCCACAAGACCGUCGGCCGUACGUGGAGGAAGCUGAACGGCUGCGGGUGAUCCACAUGCAAGAACACCCCAACUACAAGUACAGGCCCAGGCGCAGGAAGCACAACAAGCAGCGGGCGGGCUCGCCGACUUCCGUGGUCGGUGUGUCGGCCGCGGUGGCCCAGGGUGGAUCCGGCCACUCGCCCACGUCCCGGCGCCCAAACUCGGCGGGCCAAGUCAAGCUGGUCCAGUACCCGUCCAGCUCGCCGUACCAGAGCUCGUCGUCGUACUCGUCGCCGGCCAUCCACCAGCAGCAGCCGUACGCGUACCAGCCGUACAGCCCGUCCAAGACCACGUCGCCGUACUACCCGAACAGCGAGAGCCCGUACUCGCCUGUCCGCGUGUCCGAGGUCAUCACUCCCGAGUCUUCGCCCACGUGCAGUCCCGAUCCGGAAAAACCCACCGGCCAGGCCUCGGCCAGCGACGAGACUGGCAGUGUUGGCGGACAGGUCCCAGACGGUGGACUGCUGCAUCAGCGGUCGGCCAGCAAGACGCCCACGCUUCCCACGCCCGAGCUGUCGCCCAUGGAACCGGCCACAGGCGCAGGCAAGGACCCUCACCACCACUCGCACCACCAUCAACACCACGGCCACCAACACUUGCACCAUCCGUAUCACCGGGCCGAUGUCGUCAAGUACGAACUCGACGACUUUGGCGGCUAUUACGGCGGUGGACAAAAACAGCUAAACAACAACCACCACCGACAAUUCAACAACAAUAACAUUCAGACGUCGUCUUAUCAACCGGCUCCCGGUUCGAUUGCGGCCAUGGGCGUGGCCAAGGGCAUGGUGAUGAUGUGCACCAAUCAGCGGUUGGCUUACGAGCACAACAACAUCGUGACCGGUACGUUUUACCCUCCGAUUGCCACAUCCCAAGACCAGCAGGUUCUGGGACCCAACUCACAACACCAACAACAGCAACAACAGCAACAGCAACAGCAGCAGCAGCAGCCGCAUUACGCUAACAGGCCGUUUUAUUCAACCAGCGGAAUUCACGCCGCCGGUACCGCCGUUUACACGAGCGGCCUCUCGUCGGCCGCGACCAUCGCAGCCGGCAGACCUCCAUCUGAUGGAUACCACGCCGCCGGAAGCAUACUGCAGCAGCAACAGCAGCAGCAAGAAGACCACCACCAAAACUUGCAGGGCUUGCAACAGCACAGGCAACCGUCGACGGGCAACGAAUACCACGGAGGCGGUGGCGGCACGGGCAGAGGGGUUGGCGGUGAAAUCAUCGAGAUGAGCUUCGACCAUCACCAAUCGCCGUCGGAAAUGCUGUUGGCCAACCUUCAGCGGCCCAGAUCUCAGCAGUCCGACAUCGCGGUGGACGCUUCGUCGUCCACCGGAGCCGGCUCCGAACUUGACCGGUACUUGAAGUACAUGGCCCAACAGCCAGACAACAAUCACAACUAUCAGCAACAGCAGCAGCAGCAGCAGCAGCAACAGCAACACAUGUUUGCCGGCAUACAACAAUCGCACCACCAACAACAACACCACCACCACCAUCUGCAGCAACAGCAGCAGCAGCAGCAGCAACAGCAACAGCAGCAGCAGCAGCAGCAGCAGCAGCAGCAACAGUACAGCUCUUACUACGCGCCGGCAGUGGUGCAACACGUCGUUCACCAGGACGCCCACCAUCACCACCAACAGCACCACGGUCCGUCGUAUCUGCUCAACAACUGCGGUAUAAAAAGCGAGUUCGGCGGUUACGCCACGCUGGACGGCCUACCGCCCCAACACUACCCCGACGUGCAGAACGUCCCGGCCACGGCCAAUAUGCAGAGCGUGGCCGCAGCAGCGGCCGCCGCUGCGGGACAAGUGUUGGCCGCUGGAGGUGGUGGCAAACCGGACGAGGAGUUCAGCGUCAUACUCGCGGACGUCCGGAAGACUUGCUACAGCAGUUGAAGUCGUCUGAUGAUCUGAUUGGCGGGCGUAACGGAAAACGAAAACGAGAAAACGUUUCGGUCCGCUCUUCGAAAACGCGCUCGAAAUCAAACUUUACACGAUGUAUGCGUUCUUCUCGUUGCGAUUUUUUUACUUUGAUUUUCUAUGAUUACUAUUAUUAUUUUAUUUAUUACACGCCUGCAUCGCGCGAGAGGAUGUGCACAACAAUAUGUGUGAUAACACGUCUACUAAUGUAUAAUGAUUUUUGUACAUGAACAUAAUAUUCGAAAACCACAUGGGUUCUGUGAUUAUUCGCUUUAUCUUGGGCGACUCUGUUUUUUGUAUGAUUAUUAAUAUUAUUAUUAUUAUUAUU